This is a messenger RNA of Myxozyma melibiosi, 579 nucleotides long. RefSeq lists its product as uncharacterized. Lineage: Eukaryota; Fungi; Ascomycota; Lipomycetes; Lipomycetales; Lipomycetaceae. The transcript has 3 exons. The coding region runs from base 139 to 525 and encodes 128 amino acids. The record is from RefSeq and is a predicted model, not a curated record.
CAAUUGAGGACAUCUGUAGUGAAUGCAGUGAAGACAGACUGUAAGGGGUCUGUACCUGUAAUAGGCCUACGCUCCAGAAGAACUGAACCUUCAGAAUAAUAUGGACGAUACAGUUGCGUACCUGAACUAUCUGAGCAAAUGUCGCGGAAAGUAUUUCUUCGCAACGUGCCUCUGCUGUUAGCUAUUGGCGGAGGCGUGUAUACAGGUUACGAGGUGUUUGAUCCGCUGUUCAGAGAAGAGCGUGAUCGACUCAUUCGUGAAGGCGUGCUGGUCCUACCGGAAGAAGUCGGCAAGCAACCCGAGGGCACCACCGUUACCGGAGAUGUGCCUCUCUCAGACUUUUCCGGAAUACCCCCGGACGCGAUCCAGAUCAACCCGUUUGAGCCUUUACUGCACGAGGCUGCGCCUGCAAAGUCUUACUGGCACUAUCUUAGGCAUCCAACCGAGUUGCUGGGGUCGAAACCGCUGAGCGCGGCUGAUGUUGAGCAUAUGAAGAUCACGACUACGGCGUCAAAGGAGAAGUGAUGGGGAUUUCGAUGAUAUGGGAUGAUUAUAUAGCCUAGUGAACGGAGUUGAAGU